Neospora caninum is the source of this 2574-nucleotide messenger RNA. RefSeq lists its product as hypothetical. Bases 1 to 2574 code for a protein of 857 amino acids. The transcript is spliced from 10 exons. Gene Ontology annotation, biological process: phosphatidylinositol dephosphorylation. The record is from RefSeq and is a predicted model, not a curated record. NCBI's taxonomy places the organism in Eukaryota, Apicomplexa, Conoidasida, Eucoccidiorida, Sarcocystidae. Gene Ontology annotation, molecular function: phosphatase activity.
AUGGAAGGCAAGCGACAGGAUGAAGCGGCCGCUCCGGAGAGCGCUCCCGCUCCCCGCGGGCCGGACCGGGAGAGAUCCAGCCGUACGCCCUCCGUGUCGCCGGUUUGCCGUCCGGCGGAGAGCGUCAGUCACGGUUCAGUCGAUGGUCUCAGCGCGACUUCAGGCGGCGGCAGCAGGCACGAGAUGAAGAGACACUAUCGUUCUCCAGGCCACUUGUUUGUCGCGAUGCCAGACGGAACCCACGAGCCGACGCGUUCCGGCACCUCGCCUACCGCCGGUGAUGACCGCCACGGGACUCGGGGGGCCAAGGCCGGUGCACAAAGCGACGGAGACCGUCUGCAGUCGCCCGCUGUCUCCGCGGCGAGGCCGCCCUUCCCUGCUCACCCGGCGUCCCGAGUAACUUUGAAGGGCGAUGCGCCAGGCGAUCUCCGCGCUCCCGGGUCCGAGAGCGACGGCAGCCCGCUUGGCCAGGAGGGACAGGACGGCGCGUGCAGUGACCGAAGGUUCCCCAGUCGCUGGCCGGAGGGGUCCGAGGCCUCAGACGCGCGGCGCGCGCCUCGGCGCUCGAGCGCCACCGUGCAGCCGCAGAUGGCUCAGCUGUUCGACCUGACGACCCACAACCUCACAGACAUCGUCGCCUUUUGCGACGACGGUUACGAGAGCUCGAGCAACGCCCAGGGCGAAGACUCGGGGACGGCGUCGGCGCCGAGACGGUACGAAACGCUGGUAAUGGCAGAUCCCAACGGGUGCGAGUUCGAGAGGACGGAUACGGACGCCGCUGCGGCGAGUCUGGACGGGAAAGCUUCGCGGCCGCCGUCCUUGCCGUCGUCGCGUGUCGCUGUCGCGGCAACCUUGGAGAAGCGCCAAGCGAGGGCGGCGCUGUCGCCCGGCGGGCUCCGGCGGAGUUCCGCGGUCGUCGGCAGACCUGCGGGAGGCUACCCUCUGCCGCCGACCGCGGCGCGAAGCAACCGCGAGUUCGUCGGCCCCUCCGACUCUCUGACGUCAACUCGGCAGGGCUCCGUCUGGGGCAAGUACUCUUGUCCUUCGUUCAGGAGCUCCGCGACGGCCGCGGGCAAGGUCAGGGACGUGCACGUCGUCUACAAGCACCUGCAGCGACUGAAAAAUCAGGGCCGAGCGAAAGCCAGGCCGCCCGUGCACGGGGACAACAGCUUUAAAGGCGUCGAACCGAUCCGGAUCUUCUGCGGGACGUGGAACUCCGAGUACCAAGAGUUUCCGCAAGGGACGAUGACUCCCGACGCGAGUCCGGACGCGCUGAUGGCGACGAGCGUGCUGCCUGCACACCUCCCGGAGCGAGUUGUCGAGGAACUUUUGGACGACGAAGAUGCCUGGGCGACUGGCGACGCUGACGCGUUCGACCAGUGGCCAGGGCGACCGCGGAGCGACACCGGAGACUCGGGAGACGUGCCCAAAAGGCAACAAGCUGAGGAGAGGAGCAGCUGGAUCUCGACGCCUGGGGACCGUUCCUUCGAAGGCAGCCGCAUGGUUGAGCGCAAAAGCCUCUUGAGGGCGAGUACGCUGAAUCUCAAAGCUGUAAAAGAAGGGGAGCAACCGCUCAUCGACUGGGUUCUCCCUGGAUACGAUGUGUACGUGAUCACGCUUCAAGAGACGAUUUCCGACAGCGUCUUUCACGCCAUCAUGACAUACCUUUGCAACGUGAAUGGGCGGCCGUACAUCCGCAUGCACGCCACUGAAGAUAAGAUUUCGGGCCUGGGAGACGGCGCCUGGACGCAGUUCAAAAGCACGAGCUUCUUCAAUGGUUCCAAGGGCGCAGUCUCCCUCCUCAUGCGAAUUUGGGACCAGUUCACAUGCUUUCUCGGCUGUCACAUGCCCGCGACAACUACGGAGGACCGUAUCAGGGCGCGUUCGUGGAUCGUCGAGAGGCUGUGCGAGCUCUACAGCGGAGUGCCUCGGACGACGUUGGACGGCGUCUUCCAUCACGUUGUGUGGAUGGGAGAUUUCAAUUUCCGAACUCGAAACGUUUCAGCAGCCAAGGCUGUGGAACUUCUCGAUUCGGGAAACCUGCAGACGCUGCUGGAGUAUGACGAAUGCCACGGCGCGCAGUGCGACGACCUACGGAGACAGUGCAUUAUUGAGUUUGGGAAUUUGACGCAUGCGCGUUUCUUGUGUGUUUCGCUCGCCGCCAAGGGUUUCGAGGAGAGCCCGGUGACGUUCCCUCCCACGUACAAGAAGGUGGACGGUCGGCCGCCGGUCGACUUCUCUGAUCCGCACUGGGCCGCGAAGGAGUACCAGACGAAAUUCACGGUGAAGUGGUACAAGGGUGGGCGUCAGGAAGAUCGCAUCCCCUCGUGGACCGACCGAGUGUUCAAGUGGUCCAUUCCGGAAGUGGCGUCGCUUCUCCGUUUGGAGACCAACAAUUAUUUUGCUGCAAUGCCCUCGCGACCGAACAGCUUCUUGAAUGCGAGUGACCACAGCCCUGUAGGCACUGGGCUCGAUAUGUUCCCUCUCGACUUCAAUUACGCCUUGCCUUCAGUGAUGAAUAUUGCGAAUCCGGACACAACUUCCACAAAAGCGACUGGGAAACUGGCCCAGUGA